Molecule: messenger RNA, 1971 nt
Organism: Sipha flava (yellow sugarcane aphid)
Lineage: Eukaryota; Metazoa; Arthropoda; Insecta; Hemiptera; Aphididae
Exons: 4
Coding region: 332-1930 (532 amino acids)
Source: RefSeq, a predicted model, not a curated record
CUCGGCGACGUUUUCGACGUUUUCCACGUAGCGCGCGGCGCGUUGGAGGCACGCGCCGAAAACCCGCGGGAAAAUCGCCGCGUGCUCCUGGCACACUGCGCACCGUUAUCACCCGCAACGUUGUUCUAGGAACGUUUCGCAUCAAUUUCAAACUGUUCGUUUUGAUCACCCGUCUCGCUGUUCGUCGUGUUCGUCCAACGGAAAUUUGGAACAACGUGCGAGUUGCGCAGUUCGUAUCCCUGCGGUCCGUAACCGUAAUUUUGAACCAUUUUAACGCAACGCUUUGACAUCACGGUACGAGUAGCAAGCGAUCAUUUGUUAUUCAACGGCGAUGGAGGAGAUCGACGUUCGUUCCGCCGACGAUGACGCGACCGGAUCCGUCGUGAGGGGCAAGAAAAAAUGCAUCACAAAUUCCGAGUAUUACGCAAUGAUCGAUUGGAUCGACUCACUGAUCAGCGACAAAACCAAUUUCAUCCUAAACAAACAUGGUGAGCUGGCCAAGACAGUCAAGAGUAAAUAUUCCCAUUUGAAUGAAAACACUUUGCUGAGUAUUAUCGAUGCUCGCGUUCAACAUUAUGUACGUAAUCGUCACUACAAGGUUUUCAAUAAUUCAUCAAAAUCUAAGACUUCUGUACCAUCAUCAGCUUCAUCAACAAUUGCACCGAAGCUUGGUCAACAGCAACAUAAAGGAAGUUCAGUAAAAAUUACCCAGACAUUGUAUGAUAAAUAUAAAAAAUUAGCAGCCAACAAUUCUGAUAAAUCUCCAUUAAUUACAUUGGCAAAUAAUUUAUAUAUGCCAGCCAUGUUGGUCGCAAAGAUGGUAGUUGGAGAUCACAUACAGGAUGAAAAACUAAAAGAUCGCCAGCAACGUUUUAACAAUGAUGAAAGUUCAAAUAGUAGUAUAUUAAAUGACAGUGGUACCUUAUUAAAUGAUAGUAGUACAAUAUUACAAGAUGGUAUCAAUAAACCUGUUCCUACCAAAGUUACUGAAGUAAAUGUUGAUUUUAUGUUAUCGCAACAAUUGAAGUGGCUUUCUGCUAGAAUCCGUUCAUUGAAAAAGGUUACACCUGUUGAAGUAUUAAAUCAGUCUUUCAAUAGUUCUACUAAUAGCAAUUCAUCCUGUUCAAUGAAUGCUAAAAAUUUACAUGUAUCAAUACAUCAACUAUGUACUUCUACUUGGCUUAUACGUACCGAUCCACAAUUAGCUUACCAAGUGUAUAAAUGUUCAAUAGUAGAUAGUAAUUAUGGGUCAUGCAUUGAAUUUAUAAAAAGUUGCACGGGAAGUCGAUAUGAACAAGUCCUUAAACAGUGUAUGACAUGUUUUACUACUGUUGCCAAAUCAAAGAUUAACCAACAGGGAGAAAAUUCUUUCUUUAAAACUGAAAAAGAGUGUCGUUUACGUGGCUUAGAUAUGACACCCGAUAUGGUACUCAAUGAACCCAUUGCUAUCAUAUUAUCUGACGAUGACAGUAACAUGGACUGUUAUCAAGAAAACAUUGCAUCUCAUUAUGUUGGAGGUGAUGAAAGUACCAUUAGAGUGUUGAACUGGAUAGAGUCAAAAGCGAUGUUUGGUAGUCCUGAACAGUUACAUAACGUUAUGCAACGACAACUGUUUCCUUAUUGGAAUCGUUAUGGUCCUGGAGCUGUUAUCUUUUGGUUUGGACACAUUAUAGAUGACAAUGAAAAAGAUAAAAGUAUUCAUGCUGGUGUUUCUUUGAAAAAACCUACUGCUACUGAUUGUAUUUCAGUUUCAAAAGAUAAUACACCUACUAGAGUCAAUUUAACAGAAUCAUCUGCAUUUAAAUUUUGGUCUAAAUAUUGUCUUUUAAUGGAUGGAUUUCCUGCUUCUAGUAAAAUCAUUAUGCAUAACCAAACAAACAAUCACCAAAACUGUACGAAGAAGAAAAUUUUAACUGUAGAGGCAGUAUAAACAUUUAUACUUUUAUAUUAAUGUAUUUUAAAUAAUUAAAC